Molecule: messenger RNA, 1233 nt
Organism: Saccharomyces mikatae IFO 1815
Lineage: Eukaryota; Fungi; Ascomycota; Saccharomycetes; Saccharomycetales; Saccharomycetaceae
Exons: 1
Coding region: 1-1233 (410 amino acids)
Biological process (GO): nitric oxide catabolic process; cellular response to nitrosative stress
Cellular component (GO): intracellular anatomical structure
Molecular function (GO): heme binding; nitric oxide dioxygenase [NAD(P)H] activity; oxygen binding
Source: RefSeq, a predicted model, not a curated record
AUGUCUGAUAGGAAUGCUUCCUAUAAAGAACCGAUGAUGUACAACGUAUCUUUGCCUUCGUACAAUAGUAGUAAUUUAGGUCAACUGGAUAGCCUGAAAACUAACGUGAGAGCAGGCUCUCAUGAUCAUUCCAUGCGAAGUGAAAUGUCAUCUAAGAAUUCCGGUAACGAUUUCAUGCCACAAUCAAUUUCGCACUGGGAAGGCAGUGUCUACCAAAUGAGAAUUGAACAAGAUAGCUCUUCAGGUACAGCAAAAUUUGAUUUUAAAGUUAGUGCAAGAGACCAAUUGUUACUCCGAAUGUCGUGGGACAUUCUUCUCAGGGAGUAUUUACCACAUGAAGAACUAAAAAUUUUUCAAGCACUUCUGUAUUCAAACAGAAAUAUUGCUUCGACAGAAAGGCCCUUUUUGAAUACUACUUUUGAUGGCAUGAUUACCAAAACUAUAGAUCCUGCUGUUAAAGCACGUAAAGGCAAAAAGAAGGGCAAUGAUGAUAAAAUCGAUACUGCACUGUUUUGUUCACAAUUCUAUGACAAUUUAAUCGCAAUGGACCCUUUAUUGGAAGAAUAUUUCCCAUCAUUAAGACAUCAAGCUGUUUCUUUUUGCAAGGUCCUCAAUUCGGCCAUCGAAAACCUUGAAGAUGUUCAUGUCUUAGAUGAUUACAUUGUAAAGUUAGGUAAACGUCAUUCCAGGAUUCUCGGCAUUAAAACUGUUGGAUUUGAAGUAAUGGGUAAGGCAUUUAUGACCACAUUGCAGGAUAGGUUUGGAUCCUUUCUCACGUUAGAACUCAAGAAUCUUUGGGGCAAGCUUUACUCGUAUUUGGCAAAUUGUAUGAUCACUGCGGGAAAGGACCCAAUGGAAAAAACCAAAUCAGAUUCUUCCUAUCAGGAAGAGUCUGUAGUUUUGAGUUUUCCCGUUCCAAAGCUUGCGACACAUGAUAUGAGUACGAUCGACAAGCUACAAUUAGCCAGAACUAAAAAUGCUACAACACCCAAUAGUUUAACUCAGAUACCAACAAAUAAAACUCGAUCAGAAAUGCCCUUGGAAAAUAUAUCCAACCAGACAAAAAGCGACAAUGAAACAAGUUCAUCAUUCUCGCCAAAGCGUUCGGGAAGUACAAGGCCUAGUACCGGAAGCAGUACUGUCGUGGAAAACAGUAUCAAGAAGAAUAGUUAUGAAGAAAAAAUCCACUCAUUACAAAAGACCGCCCAACAAAAUAACUGUUCGAUUAUGUAA